Octodon degus (degu) is the source of this 4306-nucleotide messenger RNA. RefSeq names its product nuclear factor, erythroid 2 like 3 (gene Nfe2l3). The transcript is spliced from 4 exons. Gene Ontology annotation, biological process: regulation of transcription by RNA polymerase II. Bases 212 to 2254 code for a protein of 680 amino acids. Gene Ontology annotation, cellular component: nucleus. The record is from RefSeq and is a predicted model, not a curated record. Lineage: Eukaryota; Metazoa; Chordata; Mammalia; Rodentia; Octodontidae. Gene Ontology annotation, molecular function: RNA polymerase II cis-regulatory region sequence-specific DNA binding; DNA-binding transcription factor activity, RNA polymerase II-specific.
CUCGCCCGAACCCGAACCGCGCCAGGCACUGAACCCGCUGCCAGGAAGCGCCUUUGUGCCGGGCUCAGAGAGCCCGCGACAGCCGCAGCACUCCUGGGCGCACCGUUCAGCUUCUCGGCCUCUCCGGUGCCGCAGCGCGCGGGGCCCGAACGCGCCACCGCGGCCCGAGCAGCGGCGGGGCAGCAGGGGCGGCUGCGGCGCUGGGCGGGAGAUGAAGCUCCUGAAGCCGUGGGGGGCGGCCGGCGGCGGCCUCCUGCAACUCACCAUGCUGCUGAGCUUAGCCGGGCUGCGGGUAGACCUGGACCUGGACCUCUACCUGCUGCCGCCGCCCGCCCUAUUCCCGGACGAGCUGCUGCCCUUGGGCGGCCCUGCCCGCCCCGCCCACACGCCCAGCCCCUUCCCUGCCUCGGGCGGGUGGGGGCGCUCCGGCCCCCUGCACCCCAAGGCCCUGGAGCUGGACCCCGCGGCGCCGUUCGAGGGCCACCUGCUCCGGGAGGUGCGCGCGCUCGGGGUCCCCUUUAUCCCGCGCACUCGGGUGGACGCGUGGCUGGUGCACGGUGUGGCGGACGGGGACAGGGCCCGGACCCACGGGCCGCUGGGCGCAGCGGCCUCGUCCGCCGCUGGGGUCGGUGCCAGUGUGGACGGCGGCAGCCAGGCAGCGCCCGGGGGCGGCGGGGAGCCUCGGGCGGCGCGCAGCAGUACUUUGGCCGGCGAGGAGGAGAAGGCAGCCACGGACCCCGCAGAGCAGGUGCCCGUCGCCGGCGGAGGCGCGAGCCAGGAGAAUGAGAUAUUAAGAGGGAAGUGUGAAUCUAUGGAGGAGGAUGAAGAAACAGCACCAGCUCAGGAAAAAUCACUGCAGCAGCAGAAUAAUGAAAAUGAAAACACAACAGCAAAUAAAGCUGACCACAAGGUAACAGAGACCACUGAAUCUAGAAAUGAGAGACAUCCAAAUGGGACAAGAGAUACAUCUUUCUAUCUGGAAGACUUAUUUCAGCUUCUUUCAUCACAGCCUGAAUAUUCUCUGGAGGGCAUUUCAUUGGAAGACACAUCAUCUUUUCCAGGUAGUAUCAAUGAGGGCAUGAAUUCUUCAGCACACAAUGUAAACUUUAGCCACGCUGUUAGUCAUGAUGUAAAUCUUCAUGAAGCCAUGCUGCUGUGUCCCAGCAACACAUGUAGAAGAGAUCCACUAGCAAUUACGUUACAACAGGAAUCAUUGCUGCAGUUGAAUUCUCAAGUCCUUCCUGGUACUAAUUCAACAGGACUUCACCCACCUGUUGACAAUCAGAUAAGGAAUCUAACAAGCCAAGAUCUUCUAUAUGGCCUUGAUGCAAACAUAUUUGACGAGAUAAACUUAAUGUCACUGGCUGCAGAACGCAGUUUUGAGCCAGUGGAAGUUCAACUUUUUGAAGAACAAGGUUCUGAUUCUGGACUUAAGUUAAAUUUAAGUCACAGUAACACAUCCAUCACCAAAUGUAAUUCUUCGUAUUCUGCGUGUAAUGAAGGUACUACAGGGUAUACCAGUGACCUUGAAAAUCUUUCCCAACAUAAUUUAGAAGGGGCUGUUGGUGGUUAUUGCCCACAACCCAGUAAACACUGUCACAUGGAUCAUAGGUAUGAACCUAGUUUUCAAAGUGAUCUAUUUCAACAUGUGUGUCACAACCACACUUACCAUUUACAGCCACCUGCACCAGAAGCCACUUCUGGAUCCUUUUCAAGGUCUGGGAAAUCUCAGAAAAUGAACAGAUACUUCAAUGACACAGACAGAAACCUGAGCCGUGAUGAAUGGCGUGCUAAAGCUCUGCAUAUCCCUUUUUCAGUUGAAGAAAUUGUCCGCAUGCCUGUUGAUUCUUUCAACAGCAUGCUAAGUAGGCACUACCUGACAGACUUACAGAUCUCACUGAUGCGUGACAUCAGACGAAGAGGAAAAAACAAGGUUGCUGCUCAGAACUGUCGUAGACGGAAAUUAGACAUGAUUUUGAACUUAGAAGAUGAUGUAUGCAACUUGCAAGCAAGAAAGGAAAUGCUUAAAAGACAGCGAACCCAAUACAACAAAGUUAUUAACAUAAUGAAACAAAAAUUGCAUGCCCUUUACUGUGAUAUUUUUAGUAAGUUAAGAGAUGACCAAGGUAGGCCUGUUAAUCCAAACCAGUUUAUACUACAGUGCAGUCAUGACGGAACUGUUCUGAUCAUGCCAAAAGAAAUGAUAUCUACAGGCCAAAAAAAGGAAACCCAAAAGGUAAAGAGAAAAAAAUAGAAGCUGAAGAUGGAUCAGCUUCUGUGGAAGUCUUCCACCUAUGGAUACAGUAUUCACAACCUUGGUCUUAAACCAAAGUGACUUACUUGGGAACCUUACCCUACUUAUUCAUUUAUCUGAACGUUUAGGAAUCAAAAUUUAUAAUUUUGGGAAAUUGAGCGGGCUUUCUUCCCCCACGAUUCAUGUGUAAUUCAUGAUUAGGGUAGCAGUGCCAUCUCUGGCAGCAUCCUAUGGCUACACCAAAAAGCAAAACACUGGUAAUGUUCUUUUAACAUCUUUUUAUCCACUUAAAAUGCAGUGUUUCACGUCAAAGUUUGAAGUGAAACCGAAUUAUCUGAACUCAAUGAUACACAUAUAUCCCCUUUCACCAAUUAAAACCACCUUGAAGGAUAACCUCACAUCCCAAAUUUUCAUUCCCCACCAAUGUAGAAAGCAAACAGGAAGGAGCCAAGUAACAGUCUUGGAACUAGAAAUACUUCAACUAUUCUGACCAUUUAUUCAUCAGUCAAGUUUUUGAAGUAUUUCCUUAGUAGAAACAGUUUUCCAUAGGAGACCUGAGUUUCCUUAAAAAUGCUUUUAAUCCACAUUUGGAUUUUUUACUGCAUGCUAUAUGAUAAUCUCAAUUUUAGAAUCAAGGUGCACAUUUAUUGAUCACAAUAUGAAAUGCCUUAUGUUGUUAAAAGUCACUACCUUGGGUUACAUAAACAAGUUUUAUCUAUCCUGUUAGUGAAUUUUCCUAGUUAAUACUUUAUUAAACGCAAAUACCACCAUUCUGUCAUUUUGCUGAGUGAUAUCAACUAUUUAGCCCAUGACAGGUUGAUUUUUAUACCUGGUCCCUUUCUUUUAAAAUUGAGUAUCAUAAAAACUAUGCAACAAGCAAUCAAAAUAUUGAUGGUAACUGGUUUUAAAAUGCCUUGCGCAUGGUUACUAAGGAUUAAUCAUAUUUCACAAGUCACUGGAUGAGUCAUACCUGAGCAUCUUGGAUACAACAUAUGAACUCUCAAUCUUCAGGCAGCAAUCAAAUACACAAACCCUGUGUGUGUACUCGCUAGCAUGUCCCUGCUUGGCUAACUAAAAAUUGAAGGAAAGUACAAGCAUUUGCAUCCAUGUCUUCAGUUUACAUAGUACUUCAAAGAGUGCUUUUUUCCCACAGGUACCCAAAUGAAUUGUGAACUUAUCCUCAAUGUAGUGCCCACCUAAAACAAAAAUUGCAAUUCACGAUUCAUGUCACCAAAUGGUAAAAAUAGUUGCGUGAAAUUGUGAUCCAACCCUCAUUUCCUACCAAUAGUUAAAAGUAACACAAGUUUCUCUUUCACUUAUUUUUAGAACCACCAACUCCACACUCAUUCCAGAAUUGGCCAAGUCCAACCCCACCUAAAGCUUAAACACUGAACUAUAGGUAAUGAAAAUAUGCUGUGUACAACCACCACUUGGAUAGGAGUUCCUAAUGUUUGUACUGGACAUGAAAGGCGGAACAUGUGGUUCAACUGUCAUAAGAUUCUUUUCUUGGAAGAGACACAGGCCCAAACCAUGACCUGAUCCACCGAACAAAUUAAGAAUCCUUAGAUAUCUGGGGGAAGUAGAUUUGUUUCAUGUUAUUUGCAAGGGCUUACACCAUAACAAAAGCUGUACUUGCGAAAACACCUUCAAAGUGGUUCCCAAUGUUUGAAUUCUUGAAACAUACCAGAUGAGUAGAGCAUUACCAUAAGAUGAUCAGUGUUAUUUUCAGACUCAUGUAAUUUACCCAGCCAGUUUUUUCAUUUUAGCUUUAUCUACAACCUCAAAGCUAUGAUGCCUCCAAGUGAAUAUGCUAAUGCAGAAACAGUUCCAUAUAUAUAGACAAAGUAUUAGUAAUGUUAAAACUCAAGAAAGGCACUACCCAAACAAGUCCACCUGCUUCCUAGGACAGUGUUACUGCUUCCUGUGACAGCAAAAUACCCCAUGUGUUUACCAUUCAACAUUAACUACCAUCAAGCCUAAGUAUAUGCUAAUUAUUUAAGUGUCAACCAAUCAUAUUUAUCUGGAGUAUUUCCAAGACUUAAAUUUUAAGAA